UCGCCACUCACCCAAGGGUGCCGCUAGGCUCAUGGAGCUGUUUCUAUCACUUGCACGAGCUCUUCGGUCCCGUGCCACGCCACCGUCCCUUCCUCCAUUUUAUUCUGAAAGGAUAUCACUUGUCCCUCGUUACGCCUUCAACUUAACGUCAACUUCGACAUAGUGAUGUUCUUUCGUCUUGCAACCUCGACCGCCAUUCCUUUCCUUUCCUGGCCUGCCAAAGUCGUGUCUCUCCGUAUUCACACCGCACAUCUCUUUGGGGGGGGGCAACAAUACCCAGCUUUUGUCUAUCUGUCCUUUUCUUCGCUUUGUCUUCAACCUUUUUUUUCGGGGAUCUGUUCUUUCGAUGCUUCCAAGUUCCUCAUCCUCUUCUCUUUCUUUCUUUCUCCCUCUUCCUUCGAUGCAAUACCGCGGUUCUUUCACGCCGACGAGAGGCUGUCUUGUAGUCAUAGUAGCCCCGCAAAUCAACAACCACUAAUUGUUUAAAAUGCGUUGCGGGAUGUGCAAGAGUGCAAACGUAAGAGCAGCCAUUCCCGCGGACCUGGUGGAGUUGUCAUUUUGUUCUCUAAUGAUGUACAACUG
Tilletiaria anomala UBC 951 is the source of this 582-nucleotide messenger RNA. RefSeq lists its product as uncharacterized. The coding region runs from base 166 to 486 and encodes 106 amino acids. The transcript has a single exon. The record is from RefSeq and is a predicted model, not a curated record. Lineage: Eukaryota; Fungi; Basidiomycota; Exobasidiomycetes; Georgefischeriales; Tilletiariaceae.